Molecule: messenger RNA, 2116 nt
Organism: Amoebophrya sp. A25
Lineage: Eukaryota; Dinophyceae; Syndiniales; Amoebophryaceae
Source: the annotation of a GenBank genome assembly
GUUUGAGGAACUUCUUUUCAAGAGUCUUAAAAACAAGUGAAAGUCGUGGUAAUUCCAUUUCCAAUCAUAAUAUUAGUAGACUGGCCCUUCUACCACGUUUUUGUGUUUUUUCACCUGUUUUUUCCGUUUUACGUUCUCGGUUACUACUUACAUCAAUGAAUUACUAAUACUACUUCCACUACUACUCUGUGACGGCUCAGGUAAGAAUAUUAAACUUCAUACAUCCGAAUGCGAAUGCGAAACUACAGGUAAAUAAUACUAGUGGUCUCUCCUCUCAUUGCCUCAAUUUCACAUCGCUCUGGUGCCUAUAACCAUUCUGGCACUCAUCUCACGCUUAAUAACUCGUUAUAAUUAGACUCAGUCACGACACUAACCUUACAUUCAUUACUUUCAAAAGGUCUCCAACCAUGGGCAUCAUCUGCUGCGUUGUGAUUGUAGGCCUCACGGUGCUGGGCCUUGGUGCGAUUGCUGGCAUCACAGUGGGAAUUGUGAUGGCAUGUCGUACCACGACUGCCUCUUCCUCCUCGUCCGCUCUACAACACGUAAGAAGAGGUGAACGCACGACCGCCGCUUCCAGUGCGGAUGAUGUUGAUCAUGUUGGACGUAAUAAUAUUCCGAUGCUCUUUCGUGGUGCCGGCGCCACAAGACCGUCGAGUACAAUCAUGCCGACUAUAAUUAUGAGCGGCACGACCUCUAUGGGGCAAGUGUUGCCGAUGAUGCAGGAACAAGGCGCUGUUGACGGAGCUGACUUACGCAGUCAACUGAUGACAAUUUUUGAAGAAGUGGAGAAUCAGCCUCUCAACCUUCGCAUUGCUUCACUCCUGUCUGACACUUCUGCUGGAGGACGCCGAACAAGGUACCCGGUUCCGGACACGAUGGUAAAAUCAUGGGUGAAGAGAGUAUGUUGACAGGAAAAAGUGUACUCAUUAUACUCAAGACGAAAAGAGGCCGCUGCAGUUUCCUACUUAGGAAGUACCUAUUUUCUUGAGGAUCGAUGAGUAGUACACUUGUUUUUCCUUUCAUAGAAAGUGUCUACGGUUUCUCUUGACGUUCUUAACCAAGCAGUGCGAGAAGAUGGUGGGAACCUCGAUUUUGUCGCAAUCAUCCGUAAAAAUUGCGUCGUGAUGCGUGAUCUGCUUAUUGAUGUUGAAAACCUUCUAAAGCAGGGCUACUCCGACGUAGCACUACAGAAGGCGGGACAAGACUUUCUCACUCAAUUUUUCCAAGAAUUGCAAAGAGAAGGCUACUCUCUCUCUCGCGUGGGCAACAUUCCCGCUGUUCUUCAUAGGGGUCGGCCCAUCCGUUUCCGAGUUGGAGGAUUGACAGCGGAGUCUGUGAAACAACUUCGAACGGACAUUCGCGCGGCGCUUCAAUGAGCGGAACUAUUUCCUAGUCUACCAUGGAUAUUUUCCGACCAUAUGGAUAUGACGUAGUCCUAAAAAAAGCAAAUUUCGAGGUAUGUAUUGAUGUACAACUACUUCUAGGAGAACACUACUACAAUUAUAAGGGUACUAGGUUUUUGGCGUUUCUGUUACCGUUUGUUUUGACUCGUCUAAGGGAAAAGAGCAUAACAAACGGGUGACGGUGACAAAAACACUAUCAAGGCCCUACCUUGAAUACAACAGGAUAACAAUACAGGAGAACAUCACGACUGACUACAGAGGAGAAAUGACUCCGAAGAGAGAGUACUAACCCUGGUUAGAGGUGGUAUUUGUUGAACAGGCGGACCGAGAAGCUUUUGAAGUUGUUGUUGAUCUUGUAGUGCAACGCACUAAUUAAGUUAUAUGUCGCUCAGCGUCAAAAGAUACCUCCAGAACAGGCAAAUGAAUGAAUGAAUGAAUAACGGGGGUAGUUGCACCACAGAAGUCUUUGGCUACUAUCAGAAGUGACAAGGCUACUGAGCACAAGCCUGUUGUUUGCGGCACAGAUCUGAUUUAGGAACAAGGGGAACAAUUGAUCAUAUUAAGACUAUUAAAAGAUUAAUGUAAGUAGUAGGCCUUUGCCUUUCAUCUCCACCUAAAUUGAUUUUUCAUAGUUUUCUUUUUCGUGGUUUUUAAUGUCCUCUACCUAGCUCGAAGUAAUUUUUAAAUGUUCUUUCUCUUUGCACGCGUCUAGA